CACCAAAAAACAAUUACUAGUACUAGUACAAGCAAAGCAAGCAAAUAGAGCUUUUGAAGAAAUCAAAGCUCUUGCUUGGUGUUUUUUUUUUUGUUAAUUUGAGGAAAAAAUUUUCAACAUAAUUUCAUUAUGGAGACAAGUAUCACUUGCUACACUCGUGGAGCUUUCCUUCCUAAUAUCUCAUCUUCGCAUUCCAUGUCUUUUGUGUCUCCCUCAUCCAUCUCUCCAUCUUUCAACUCCAAGAUUCUGAAAUCGAGCUCGCUGUUCGGGGAAUCAUUACGCACGGUGCCAAGAUCUUCUCUAAAGGUUUCAAAAUCGAAGAACGCUUCUUUGCCAGUGACGAAAUGCGAGAUAGGCGAAAGCUUGGAGGAAUUCCUGAUAAAGGCGACGCCUGAUAAGGGACUGAGGGCAUUGCUGAACUCGAUGGGAGAAGCAUUGAGGACCAUUGCCUUUAAAGUGAGAACAGCUUCUUGUGGUGGAACAGCUUGUGUCAAUUCCUUUGGAGAUGAGCAGCUUGCAGUUGAUAUGCUUGCAAACAACCUUCUUUUUGAGGCCCUAAGGUACUCCCACUUCUGCAAGUAUGCUUGUUCCGAGGAAGUUCCUGAGCUCCAAGACAUGGGAGGCCCAGUUGAAGGUGGAUUCAGUGUGGCUUUCGAUCCCCUCGACGGUUCUAGCAUCGUCGACACAAAUUUCACGGUGGGGACAAUUUUUGGAGUGUGGCCAGGAGAUAAGUUGACUGGAGUAACAGGAAGAGACCAAGUUGCUGCUGCCAUGGGGAUUUAUGGCCCUAGAACUACAUAUGUUCUUGCUCUUAAAGACGUUCCCGGGACACACGAAUUCCUUCUUUUGGAUGAAGGAAAAUGGCAGCACGUCAAGGAGACAACAGAAAUUGGUGAGGGAAAGCUUUUCUCUCCUGGAAACUUGAGAGCCACUUUUGAUAAUCCGGAAUACAACAAGCUAAUUGAUUACUAUGUGAAAGAGAAGUACACUUUGAGAUACACCGGAGGAAUGGUUCCAGAUGUCAACCAGAUUAUUGUGAAAGAGAAGGGUAUUUUCACCAAUGUCUUAUCCCCAUCUGCAAAGGCCAAGCUAAGACUGUUGUUUGAGGUGGCCCCACUUGGUUUCUUGAUUGAGAAGGCAGGAGGGUUCAGUAGUGAUGGCCAUCAGUCUGUGCUAGAAAAGGUGAUUGAGAACCUUGAUGAUAGAACUCAGGUUGCGUACGGAUCAAAAAACGAGAUUAUCCGAUUCGAAGAAACUCUAUACGGAUCUUCCAGGCUCAAGGGAGCAGUGCCUGUUGGAGCUGCUGCAUAAAUAUUACAGAACUACAUGUGAUUCUUACUUAUGUUUGUAGCUCCUUUCUUUUGUUUUUGUUUUCACUUGGUUUUCUCCUCGAGUAAAAAUUUAAAAAAUGCUUGAUAUUCAAAGUCUAGCGAGCUGUGUAUCAUAGUGCAUAAUGGGAAGCUUGAAAUUAAGACUUUUGAAUCA
This is a messenger RNA of Morus notabilis, 1485 nucleotides long. Its product is annotated as sedoheptulose-1,7-bisphosphatase, chloroplastic. Bases 130 to 1311 code for a protein of 393 amino acids. Gene Ontology annotation, cellular component: cytoplasm. Gene Ontology annotation, biological process: fructose 6-phosphate metabolic process; fructose 1,6-bisphosphate metabolic process; sucrose biosynthetic process. Lineage: Eukaryota; Viridiplantae; Streptophyta; Magnoliopsida; Rosales; Moraceae. The transcript is spliced from 8 exons. The record is from RefSeq and is a predicted model, not a curated record. Gene Ontology annotation, molecular function: fructose 1,6-bisphosphate 1-phosphatase activity.